Quercus robur (English oak) is the source of this 1368-nucleotide messenger RNA. RefSeq names its product ethylene-responsive transcription factor ERF091. Bases 486 to 1280 code for a protein of 264 amino acids. NCBI's taxonomy places the organism in Eukaryota, Viridiplantae, Streptophyta, Magnoliopsida, Fagales, Fagaceae. Gene Ontology annotation, molecular function: DNA binding; DNA-binding transcription factor activity. The record is from RefSeq and is a predicted model, not a curated record. The transcript has a single exon. Gene Ontology annotation, biological process: regulation of DNA-templated transcription; ethylene-activated signaling pathway.
GAAGGUAUGACUAAUGAGGUAUAGUACAAACAUGCCAAAAUAUAUGUGCACCACGCAAAGGCAAUUAUAAAAAUGUAAAUUAUACUCUAGCCAGCUUUCAAUUCUUCUGCUUCUCUGUUUCUUAUGUAAUUAAUCAUGAAUUGUAGGAAGGUUUUCCAAUAUGACAUACGAAGUACAUAGUAUCUAUACAAAUGAUUAGACCAACCACACAAGUCAACAUGGGAGCCAUAUAAUAUACAGCCUGAGCUAUUUUCAUGGUGUUUUAAUCCUAAUAUCCUCCUUGAUUUUAGCAGUCAGUGGAUGAAACCACAAGUUUCCAACUGGAUUCCCAUUGUUGAAAGUAGGAUAAAGCAUUGCUGAGUCUGAGCUGUUCAAAUUACGCGUCUAGUUCUAAUGCUUUAUAUUUCUCAACUCCAAAUCUUCCCUCUCCCCUCUUCUAUAUUUUUAUGUGACUUUUGGAGAUAAAAGAGUUUGUAAUUGGCAAUAUGGCUGAAAAUGGUGAAGAUUAUGCAGCAUCUGGAGCAAUGUUAGAGAACGUGUGGGCAAGCUUUAUUGGUGGGGAUGGAGCAGGUGAAGGAACAAAAGAUACAUCAGAAAUUUCAAAUUCCUGGGAUGGACUGCCUAGUCUUGAUGGGAAAGACAGGUCGAUGAAAGUUCUACAACGUUUACCAAGUCUAGGAAGGUGGAUAUCAAUGGGAGCCGAGGCCUGGGAAGAGCUUCUUGAUGGUAUUAGCCCUGCAAACAAUAUGCAACAGUCGAGUAAUGACAAGCUAGAAAGCAAUUCUGCAACAGACUCGUGCUUACCGGAGACUAAUGUAAGAGUAGAGAAGGUGGCUACACGUCACUACCGGGGUGUGAGGAGGCGGCCAUGGGGAAAGUAUGCUGCAGAGAUUAGAGACUCAACAAGAAAAGGCGCUCGAGUUUGGCUUGGGACUUUCAACACAGCUGAGGAAGCUGCUCUGGCUUAUGACAAGGCUUCUUUGAGAAUUAGAGGCCACAAGGCAUUUCUUAACUUCCCACUUGAGACGGUUGCCAAGGCUUUAGGAAUUGAUGUGAACAACUCUUCUAUAACUUCUCAUCUAGAUGAAAAAGAAACAUUUCUUGGUUGCAGUGAGAAAGUUUAUAAUCCUCGAAAGAGAGUGUUGAGAGAGUGGGAACAAGAUGUUGAUAUGAUGAUCGAACAGCCUGCUUUGAAAAGAAUGGCAGGGAAUGAAUUUGAUGUUGUUGAGUUUCAGGACCUGGGGAGUGAUUUCCUGGACAGUUUGCUGUCUUCUUUUUGACAAAUAAUGCACAGGAUGAGUUACCCAUAGAAAAAUGACUGAGGCAAGUAAAAGACCAAUAUACUUAAUUAGUUGAAUUUAUGUAAAA